UACACUCACCCAGGAGAGGAGAGUUUAGCAGGAGCGCUGCGUAAAAGACGCGCGUAAAGAAUUAACCAAGAGGCGACUGUGAACUACGGGGGCACGUUUUGAUCACCCUCUACCAAUCUCUCGCCACAUUGGAUCUUUUCCAACAUUUUCACAGCGAAAAGAGGACUUUUUUGUACCCGUGUGAAUCCACUUUUAUCGCUCCGUGUUUGGUUUUCUCUCCCUCUAUGGAUUUAGCCCUCUAAACGGACUUUGCCCAGGGGGAUCGCUGCUCCUUCCACCGGUCACCAGGCAGCUGUCGUUCAUGCUCCUGGGGGCUGUUUUGAUGGAUUUAUAAGCUCGUUUUUCAGCCGGAUACACAACAGCCGAGAGGCGCUCACAGACUGCUUUUUGGGAAAGGUGAUAACAUAACUCCAAAUGAGGAUUUCAAUAUUCACUCGUAUCGCCCGGGACAAGGAGUGAUUUCCCCCCGGUACCACUCAUCUCUGCGCGGACAGACCGGGAGGAAAGGAUCCAGAUUUAGAGACUUUCUCAAGUUUCCAAUGCCAGGGACCGGAGUUUGAAGCCAACUCCAGGCUUCCAACAAACAUAUCUACCUUUUUACACAAGAAGAAACACGUGAAGAAGAUGGCGAGGGUCUGCACGUUCUGUGUUUUUCUGCUCUGUUUGAUGGAAACAGUCUCGGCCAGGGUCAUCGAUGAAGGAAGGCCUAAAGAUCUGCGGGUUUCCAGGCCUCUGAUUAACCCAGGUUACCCAGAAAACACUACAGCUGUGGUGGGCGGUCAGGCAAAGCUGGUGUGUAAAAUCCACCGGCCGGCGUCCACCAAGGUGCAGUGGCUGAAGACGGAGGUCAGCGAGAGCGUAACGCCUACUCUCAGGGCUCUAACGCCUUUGCAGAUCAAUGCAUCGAAGGUGAACACUUUGCAUCUGUCCAACAUCACUCUGGAGGAUGCAGGAGAGUACCUCUGCAUGGCUGAAGGAUCUCAUGCAGGACAGACAGUGCAGGCCAUGCAGGCGGCGUGGCUGGACGUCCUGCCUGGUAUCAUCCUUUCUAAAACUGAGGACUUGACUGUUGCUGAAAUCCCAUCAGAUGUUAUUGAGGACCUGAGUGAGGACACCACCGAGCAUCUUCUGAUCGAUCCGGGAAACGUCCUGAAGCUGCGCUGCGAUGCGAGCACCCGGCCCGGCAUGGCGGUCACAUGGUACAGGGAGGGGGUCCGAGUUCAGCCCACGCCUCGCUGCCAGAUCCGAGGCACCAUCAUGGAGAUCACAGACGUCACGUAUGAGGACUCUGGCGUUUAUGUCUGUGUUCUCCGGGGAACCAAAGAACCCGUGAGGAACUUCACCAUCACUGUGGCAGACUCUUUGGGGUCAGGGGAUGACGAUGAAGACAAUGAUCUGGAGGACUCAUCAGCUGAGAUCGAAAACGACCAGGUUUACAUCUCAAGAGGUCCCUAUUGGACCCACACCCAGCGCAUGGAGAAGAAGCUGUACGCUGUUCCUGCAGGAAACACGGUGAAGUUUCGUUGCCCGGCUAUGGGAAGCCCCUUGCCGAGCAUCCGCUGGCUCAAAAACGGACGAGAGUUUAGAGGCGAGCACCGCAUCGGGGGCAUCAAGCUGAGACACCAGCACUGGAGCCUUGUGAUGGAGAGUGUGGUGCCUUCAGACAGAGGAAACUACACCUGCAUGGUGGACAACAAAUAUGGAUCCAUCACUCACAGCUACGUUCUUGAUGUCCUCGAGCGUUCCCCCCACAGACCCAUCCUGCAGGCCGGUCUCCCCGCCAACACCACAGCGGUGGUGGGCAGCGACGUCCAGUUCCACUGCAAGGUCUACAGCGACGCCCAGCCUCACAUCCAGUGGCUCAAACACAUCGAGAGGAACGGCAGCCGCUACGGUUCAGAUGGGACGCCCUACGUUCGAGUCCUCAAGACCGGCAGUCUGAACAUGUCCGAGGUGGAGGUGCUCUACCUGGCUAAAGUCACCAUGGAGGAUGCAGGAGAAUACACGUGUCUGGCUGGAAAUUCAAUUGGAUUUGCUCACCAGUCCGCCUGGCUCGUCGUCCUUUCAGAGGAGGAAGCAGCAGACGCUCUGGACACCAUGGAGACCAAGUACACCGACAUCAUCAUCUACGCCUGUGGUUUCCUGGCUCUCAUCAUGGCCAUCGUCAUCGUGGUGUUGUGUCGAAUGCAGGUUCACCCCAGAAGGGAGCCGUUUGACGCACUUCCUGUCCAGAAGCUCUCCAAGUUUCCGCUUCGCAGACAGUACUCGGUGGACUCUAACUCAUCGGGGAAGUCCAGUGCGUCUCUGAUGAGGGUGGCUCGCCUCUCGUCCAGCUGCUCUCCAAUGCUCGCUGGAGUCAUGGAGUUUGAGUUGCCCUACGACCCCGUCUGGGAGUUCCCCAGAGAGAAUUUAACGUUGGGUAAACCUCUAGGAGAAGGCUGCUUUGGUCAAGUUGUCAGAGCCGAUGCUUACGGCAUCAACAAGGACUCUCCGGAUCCCGCCUCAACUGUGGCGGUUAAGAUGCUCAAAGACGACGCCACCGACAAAGACCUUGCAGACCUGAUCUCGGAGAUGGAGCUGAUGAAGGUGAUGGACAAACACAAGAACAUCAUCAAUCUGCUUGGAGUCUGCACACAGGAUGGCCCUCUGUAUGUGCUGGUGGAGUAUGCCUCUAAAGGCAGUCUGAGGGAGUACCUGCGGGCGAGGAGACCCCCGGGCAUGGACUACACCUUUGAUGUGACCAAGGUGCCUGAAGAGCAGCUCACCUUCAAAGACCUGCUGUCCUGCGCCUACCAGGUGGCCCGAGGGAUGGAGUACCUGGCGUCAAAAAGGUGCAUCCACAGAGAUCUGGCAGCCAGAAACGUUCUGGUGACGGAGGACAACGUGAUGAAGAUCGCUGACUUCGGCCUGGCCAGAGGAGUCCACCAGAUCGACUACUACAAGAAAACCACCAACGGACGUCUGCCGGUGAAAUGGAUGGCACCCGAGGCUUUGUUUGACAGAGUUUACACACACCAGAGCGACGUGUGGUCUUUUGGCGUGUUAAUGUGGGAGAUCUUCACGCUAGGUGGCUCUCCGUACCCCGGUAUCCCCGUCGAGGAACUCUUCAAGCUGCUGAAGGAAGGACAUCGCAUGGACAAACCCUCCAACUGCACACAUGAACUCUACAUGAUGAUGCGAGAGUGCUGGCAUGCGGUUCCCACCCAGAGGCCGACCUUCAAACAGCUGGUGGAGGAGCUGGACAAAGUGCUGCUGUCCAUCUCUGACGAGUACUUGGACCUGUCGACGCCCUUCGAGCAGUAUUCCCCGUCGUGCGAGGACACGUCCAGCUCCUGCUCCUCUGACAACGACUCUGUUUUUACCCAUGACGCCUUGCCCACCGACCCCUGCCUCCUGGGAUACCAAGACGUGCGCAACCGGAUAGACAUGAAGAAGACACUCACAUAAACUCACCCACACACACAAAGACAUGAACACUACAACACAUCCCCUGGCGGCCAUAUUGGAGGUCCUCAGCUAAGUUAAGUUAAAGUUUAUAUUCAUGAAGUUUUCCUUGGACCUCCAUUAGGGCACCAGAUUAAGCCUUUAGAUAUAGACUGAGGCUUCAUUACAAGAUGAAGGAACACGUAACGUGGUACUUUGGACUAUCAGCUCUGGCACUGUGCACAAGAACAGUUGUUAUCGUUGGAAAACUGCGGCACUAAACACCACAGAAGAAGACAAAAUCGCCUCGAAAUGCUUUCUUUGAUCAAGUUUCCCUCAGAGAGGUGACGGACUAUGACCUCCUCACACAACCCAAAACCAGGCGAGAAAGCUCGGUGGUAAAGACAUUUUUAUCAAACAAAAAAAGAUUUAUUUUGCUACGGUAAAAAAAGGAAGAAAGUGAUUGUUAAAUAUAAAUCUCUCUAUAUAAGAUUAUUUUACUUUUGUGUUGCUUAUUUAAAAAGAAAAAACAGUCUUAAAUCUCAGGAUCUCUUGUGCUAAGAAGUUGCUGUAGCGGCAGCAAAGUGCCUGAAUUUAUGAUUUCCUGUGAAUAUAUUAGAAUAUUAAAAUAUUGUAUGUAAAUAUCAACAGCAGAAAAAGACGAUUGCCUUUUAUAAAUUAUUUUGAUGACACAAAAAAUGAAGGUUAUUGGAGGGCGAAAGGAGAGAGGAAUUUUAAUCAAGUGCCAAACCUGUCUCAGCUGUCUUGUUUCAUUCCAAAAUAGUCAAUUCAGAAAAAGAUUUUUACCCAAUUAUCCCAUAAAUUGAAACAUUGGAGUCACCCCAAAAUCCAGAAUAUUUGACGCUGUUAAAAAUUGCUUUACUUCAGCAAAAUGUGCAGAACAACGACCAAAAUUUCGACAGCUCAAACCUCAAAUAUAUGUGGUCAAACAUGAUGGAUUGAGCCUUUAAAAGAUUGUUAAAGUUUUGGAAUGAAACCCUGUAUUUGUCAUUUUGCCGUAAAUUGUUUUGACUUCAGUCAUUAGUGGUCGAAUACCAGAAGGAUUGUCAUUUCUUGUUGCCGUUGUUGGAGGAAAACCACCAAAAAAUGUCGAAUGCAUAGUUUUAAAAAAAGUUCUCCAAGGUCAUCAACAUCAUUGAACAAUCACGUAAACUGUGAGACAACAUCACGUGGUUCUUCCUCCAACAACAGCUCCCAUUGUCACAGACAGUGUGUCCAGACCCUGAAAAGAGGACCAACGAUUCAGCCCAAAUCCACUGUCACUGCCUAAAGGAGAAGGAGGGGUGGGGGGGGAACUGAAUGUGAAAGCCAGUGUGAUUGAUUUCAAAUAGAGGAGAAGGGGGAGGGAGCCUCCUUUGUCUGGCGGUAACCCUUCACCCUCCCAAUCUGCUGGCGAGGGGUCUUCAGGUCCGCAGCCUGCGCGGACAAUGAAGGCUUUGCAGGAUUAAUGGGUGUGACUGCGGACCAGAGGGAGCUUUUUUUUGUUGGGUGGAGGUGGUGUGGGGAUAGCUUGGGCUUGUGUGCAAAUGAAGAGGCUCUUAUUAUGGUAAUGUGUCCUCUUCUGUCCUAAAACGCCCCUAUCUUUAUCCCCACAGCAGCCCACCAUCUUUUAAAAUUACACACAUUUUAAUUCAGAUUUGCCACCAGGACCAGCUGCGGAAAAUUCCCCUGUGGGGUAAAACAGCCAAGACACCGAAAUCUGAACAUUGAGACAAAAUGAGAGAAAGAGAUUUUAACAAAAGAGAUAACAUUGUUUAAAUUUACCAAACACUAUGUAAUGAUUUUGGUUUGAAAUGUGGCUGUUUUACACCCAAGCUGUUUUUCCUCUGGUCCCGUUUCUUGAUCUAAUCAUCGUCCUGUCUGUGAAACCAGUCAACCAUUUAAUCUAUGAAGGAUUUGUGCAUCUUCUCUCCUCAUUUCUUGUUUUUUUCCCAUGCUGUCAAUCAUCUGGUGUCUCAUUUUGGAAUGAAGCUCUUUACAUUUACAUGCAUAACCACAAAGUGUCCGGACACAUCUGCAUCUUUACAUUCCAGUUAUCUGCUCUCCUCCCAGAUAAAAACUGUAAACAAUCACAGCGUUCUUAAACAUUUCCUCAAGAGAAUUAUUUUAGAAAUAUCUAAUUUAUUUGUUUAUUGUUUUGUUUUUAUAUGAAAUAAAGUAUAAUUUAAAAUAAAGCAACUCUUUGUCCUUGUCAUGUUGGCUACACUCAUGUUUUCAUUGGAAACCUUUAACCAAUACCAGAUGAAUGUAUAUUAAAGGGAUUACAUUGUUCUUUAUUUAAUUAAAUCACCUUUCUUG
Messenger RNA from Trematomus bernacchii (emerald rockcod), 5742 nucleotides. It is a transcript of the gene fgfr4, whose product is annotated as fibroblast growth factor receptor 4. Gene Ontology annotation, cellular component: signaling receptor complex. Gene Ontology annotation, molecular function: fibroblast growth factor binding; fibroblast growth factor receptor activity; ATP binding. Lineage: Eukaryota; Metazoa; Chordata; Actinopteri; Perciformes; Nototheniidae. The transcript is spliced from 21 exons. Gene Ontology annotation, biological process: protein phosphorylation; multicellular organism development; cell surface receptor protein tyrosine kinase signaling pathway. The coding region runs from base 625 to 3447 and encodes 940 amino acids. The record is from RefSeq and is a predicted model, not a curated record.